AUCUUCUCCUCUCUUCACUUAGCCCUUUCUGGCUCUCCAACUCUGUUUCAGAACAAGCCCUCUGUUCCCAGGUUUCUGCUCUAAUCAACAGUUAAAAUGCCAAAGGUGAAGACUAAUCGGGUUCGAUACCCUGAAGGUUGGGAGUUGAUUGAACCCACUCUUAAUGAGUUACAAGCUAAGAUGAGAGAAGCUGAAAACGAUCCAAAUGAUAAUAAAAGAAAAUGUGAGGCAUUAUGGACCAUUUUUAAGAUAGCCCAUCAGAAGAGUCGCUACAUCUUUGACCUUUAUUACAGGAGGAAGGAAAUCUCCAAGGAAUUGUACGAGUUUUGCUUGGAUCAGGGCUAUGCUGACAGGAACUUAAUUGCAAAGUGGAAAAAGCCUGGAUAUGAACGUCUCUGCUGUCUACGCUGCAUGCAACCUCGUGAUCAUAAUUUCCAGACGACAUGCGUUUGCAGAGUACCUAAGCAUCUAAGGGAGGAGAAGGUUAUAGAGUGUGUACAUUGUGGCUGCAGGGGUUGUGCCAGUGGGGAUUGAGCAGAGCAGAUAGUUUGACUUGAUCUUGGCUGAUAUGUCAUGAAAGUGAAAUAUGUGCCAUUCUACCUGAUAAUUUAUCCGGUUAGUGGAGGCAAUGCUAUAGAUGGUGGCUUUCGAUUACAAGGACCAGCUAUUCUGUGGUAUUUAUCCCAUUUUUACCUGAAAAGGUUUGUUCAGCAGGGAUGUACUGAACCUUAAAAUUAUGUCUGCUGGUGAUUCUGAUCUAGGCCCCGACAAGUCAACUGUUUAUCUAAAGAAGCAAACAUCACUCGAGAAGCCAAGAAAGCUUCCUACUGAGUCUUUCAAAGUAGGACUUAAUUGGUGAUCGAGUACUAUAGACCACUAUUAUCCGCAAGGUACAACAGAAGAUUGGUACGGUUAAACCAGUCUAAUAAAUAAAUUGACAGGCAUGUUGUGAGAUGUCAUAUUGUAUUCUCCAAGUUUAAGAACAACAGUACCUACAUUAGAUGUUGGUAUUUUGUACAAGGUCGGAGGCACAUUCUGUUAUUAUUUGCAUUUGUAUUUGAUGUU
Coffea eugenioides is the source of this 1065-nucleotide messenger RNA. RefSeq names its product protein BUD31 homolog 2. Lineage: Eukaryota; Viridiplantae; Streptophyta; Magnoliopsida; Gentianales; Rubiaceae. The record is from RefSeq and is a predicted model, not a curated record. Gene Ontology annotation, cellular component: spliceosomal complex; nucleus. The transcript has 5 exons. The coding region runs from base 97 to 534 and encodes 145 amino acids. Gene Ontology annotation, biological process: mRNA splicing, via spliceosome.